Hemicordylus capensis (graceful crag lizard) is the source of this 3303-nucleotide messenger RNA. RefSeq lists its product as uncharacterized. The coding region runs from base 902 to 1459 and encodes 185 amino acids. The transcript is spliced from 3 exons. The record is from RefSeq and is a predicted model, not a curated record. NCBI's taxonomy places the organism in Eukaryota, Metazoa, Chordata, Lepidosauria, Squamata, Cordylidae.
CUCGCCCUCCCUCCUCCCUCCCCUGAGCAGCCUGGGAGCUGUAGUAUGCGUUAGGCCUGGGGCUCCGUCCUACCGUGGGUGGUGCCUGCUUAGGCCGAUGCCUGCCUGUUGCUGUUGCUCCUCCUCCUCUCAUCCAGCCCGGUUGACCGGCGGCCAAGCGGGCUUCGGGACUUGCCGAGGCCUCGGGUGCCGAGCGUUGCGGCUCGUAUCUGAAGCUCCCUUGCAAACUCUUCCUUUCGGCAAAGGUGCAUCCGCUGCACUGCUUGAGGCUGCGGAGUCGUGUGCCUCGUACGGAGGAAAACGGCCGCCUUCAAGACUGACAAGCCACGCCGUCCUGUUUGGUGACUCCGAAGUACCAAGCGAGCCUAAAAGUUGGGUGGGGGGGGUCAGAAAAGGCGGGUGUGGGGGGAGGCUUAUCUGCCCCCCAGCAGUCCUGAGUACAAGCAACAUUCCGAUAUUUUACAAGGAUUUGCUUGCAAGAAAAUGGGGGGCGGUUUGGGGGACCGCCCCCCCCGUAGCAAGUCUGAUAAGUACGGACGUGAACCCCCAAACUGGUUCAGAAUCGUUUUUCAAUUAACUGCAACGGAACCUGAAGUUUGUCUUGAAGAAAAGGCAGAACCAAUCCCCUAAGGCAGGGCUGAUCAGCUUUGGGGCUCCUGCAGAUGUUGGCCUGAUUGAUUGAUUAAGUGCUGUCAAGUCAGUGUCUACUCUUAGAGACCACAUAGAUAGAUUCUCUCCAGGAUGAUCUGUCUGCAACUUGGCCUUGAAGGUCUCUCAGUGGUGCAGUCAAUGCUGUCGUAAUCAAGUCCAUCCACCUUGCUGCUGGUCAGCCUCUUCUUCUCUUUCCUUCCACUUUCCCCAGCAUGAUGGACUUCUCAAGGGAGCUGGAUCUUCGGACACCAUGGAAAAGCAGAAGGCCAAGCAAGACCUCCUCGUGGCGGUGCUGUGCGUCUUUAUGCUCCUCCUGGUUCUGCUCAUCGCAAGCUGCAUCUUCAUCCACUACAAGCUGAUAUCAAACGCCACCCCUACAGAAAAGCCCACGUUCCCUUCUACGUCCAACUCCACGAAGAACGUCCUGAAGUCGUUUUCCCUCCAGGCGCACAGCGUGGAGACGAGGAUCCUUCUGUCCCCUGCAGAUGCGAAGAAGUUUGCCACCUCUCCGGGGACCCCGCCCGUUCCUCAACCACAGCCAGGACCCCCGUCGCCCACUCCUGAGGGCUCCACCGUGAAGCCAAACCAACAGUCCGUCUGCCACGUCUACCGAAGCCAUUCCGACGACAGCUUGCAUUCCGACGACUCUGGGAGCAUUUAUUCUCUGGAGCAUUUCCACUCCUUGUAUGGGUCUUCGAGGAGCAUGUCCAGAGAGUCCCUGUGCAGCACGGAACGCCGGGGCGAAGAGCCCGGAGGAAGCGACGACUCCGAAAGUGUGGUGCUUUGUGCUAUCCACCACGAGAUGUGACGCAUAAGGUCACGCCCGUGAGAAACUGCACGGACAGUGGAUUUCCUCUGCGCGGUGACUUCCUUCCGGCGAACCAAGGACCCACUUGCGCAUGUGAAGACGCUCGACUUCACGUGGAGGCCACGCCAGCCACGGACCGGUGGCUUCCCGCCGCCCACCCGCAGGCAUCAAAGCAAACCGGAGGUGAACCUCCUUUCAUUUUCUAUCUCACUAAUCAUAGCAAGGACCUGAUCGAUGGAACUCCCCACCCAGAGACUGACAAGGGGCCCAAUCAUUGUGACUUUAAAUCGGAAGCAGACUUCUGAAACCAACGAGUUCUUAGACGGAUUUUCCAGUCAAUGAGACGCAUCAAUAAAAGGAGUGUCGUUGGAAUCACGUCGGAGGUGUGGGGAUCGCGAGUCGAGAACUCAGCGGUGGUUUGUCUCUGGUGGGUCUAGAUCAGGCCUGCUCAACUUAAGCCCCCAGCUGUUUUUUGGACUACAACUCCCCGAAUCCCCAGCCACAGUGGUCAGUAGUCAGGGAUUAUGGGAAUUGUAGGCCAACAUCUGCGGGGGGGCCGAAUCUGAGAAGCCCUGGUCUAGAUCAGGGAUUCUCAACAUUGGGUCCCCAGAUGUUUUUGGACUUCAACUCCCAUAAUCCCCAAUCAAAAGCCUCUGGGGCUAGGGAUUAUGGGAGUUGAAGUCCAAUAACAUCUGAGGCCCCAACAUUGAGAAGACCUGGUCUAGAUGCUGUGUGCAGCUGGGGUGCCUAAUGGUGAAUUUGGAGACCCAACCAUCUCAUCUUUCACCAUCAAUGUUCUAGUCCUCAUUGUGGUGGAGAUAGAGAACCUGCCUAUAAUUUAAGGGAAUAGAGCUCGUCUUGCAGUAGCAAGCAGGAGUUGUCCCCUUAGCUAAGCAGAGUCUGCCCUGAUUUGCAUUUGGAUAGGUGACUGCAUGUGAGUUCUGUAAAAUAUUCCCCUUAGGGGAUGGGUCCAUAGCUCAGUGGUAGAGCAUCUGCUUGUCAUGCAGAAGGUCCAAGGUUCAAUCUCUGGCGUCAUCUUCUGGUAGGGCUGGGAAGGACUCCUGACUGAAACAGAGCCUUGGAGAGCUGCUGCCAGUCAGUGUAGGCAAUGCUGAACUAGAUGGACCAAUGGUCUGACUCAGUAGGAGGCAGCUUCCUAUGUUCCUAUGAUCAAACUGCACCUCCCCACCCAUUAAAGUCCCUUCCCGUGAAAGUCCUUCUUUCCUUCCCCGUGAAAGUCUGCCUGGCCUCACCUCCAUUUUUAGAUAUUUCUGCACAUUUUGAAUCUGUAGUUGUAACAACGUGCCAAUGCCUUGGGAGUCCUGGCUUGGUUCUUCAUUCGUUUUUGGUGGUUUCAUUGCCUCUGUGGUCCUUUUCCGCAUUUUAUUUUCAUUGUAUUGCAUUUGUUUGUAAUUUUUCUAAGUCAUGUCAUGUGUGUUCCAACAGAAAAGUAUAAUAAUAAUAAUAAUAAUAAUAAUAAUAAUAAUAAUAAUAAUAAUACAAAAUCUACAAAUUGAAAUUGAAAGGCUGUGGCAGAAGAAGAUCAAAAUAAUCCCAGUGGUAAUUGGCACCCUCGGUGCAAUUCCAAAACAUCUUGAAGAGCACCUCAACGUCAUAGGGGCCACAGAAAUCACCAUCAGCCGAUUACAAAACAACCAACUUUACUGGGAACAGACUACAUUUUGCGGUGAUACCUAUAACAACAAUAUUGAUGAUAAACUUCUGGCAUCCCAGGUCCUUGGGAAGGACUCGAUGUCUGCAUAAAACAAACCGGUCAAUAACACCUGUCUGACUGUGUGAACAAGAAAUAAUAAUAAAUAAUGCUCAGUAGGGCAAAGCAUCCA